CCGGUUUCCCCAAUUCAUCAAUUUCCAGCGCUGUUGGGACGUUUACUUGGAUGGACAUGGUCGGCAGUUCCGGGAUCUCCUCUGUCUCGAGUCCGCCGAUCUAACAGUCCAGCGUCCAUCGAAGAUGACUCGAUGUGAAGCUGCUCUACUCCGUGACCCUCGCGCCUGCACCGAGCCAUGUACUGGCCCUAUGGAGUCCCCCGGGUCUAUGCGAUCAAUGGCCCUGGAAUUCCAGUCCUCGCAUCCGACGACGAUGAAUCUCUGAACUACGACAGCUCCCUGGAACAGGAGGAGGCCCUUAAUAUCGAUAAUGCCCGCAGCAAAGCGGCCGUCACGGAGACGGCGUGGGCGGAUGAGCCUCUCACCGGCCUUUGCGUUUCCCGGAGUGGUUACAUGUUUGCGACGAUGACACGAUCAUCGAUCGCUCUCUGGCAGACAAGACCUACCGCCGUUGUUGCUGCCGUUGCUCGGUCCGCCUCGUCGCUGGAGAACUAUGGCCCUAAUGUGGCCCUAUUGAUGCAUCCCGACUCAAAUAUACUUGUUGUGCAGACAUUCAAUGGAUAUCUUCUUACCUAUACAAUCGCUGUCAGCCCUAAUAGCCGUGUAUAUCAGCAAUAUUUCGAACAGUCUACUUCGACCCGCCGCCAGACGCUCGCACGCUUGGCCGCAGAAGAGGAAGCCACUGGAAUUCGAGAUGUCAGUGUUUUAUUCCGGAUGGCAAUCAAGAUAGAAUCAGGGAUUGCGAAAGCUCUUGCACUCGACAAUGAGCUCGUUGUCGCGACUGUCAAGCCUGCGGCGAUUCAAUGCAUUCGUUGGAACCCGGAUGCGGACGGCUCGCAGACCAAGUCGGAGCUUCUUAGCCGGAUCCUGGGGAUCUCAAAGCGCACUUCAAUCACAGAUAUGGUGUAUGAUCGUGCUAUCAACCUGUUAAUCUGGGUCACCAGCGAAGGGCAAGCGUACGCUGUACAACGAGUUGCGGAGGACUCGGAGGACUCCAAAAAGCUGUUUCAUGGCCAUUGCUUUCAUGAUCCCAAGGAUGAUGGCGAGAAAGCCGUCAAGGUUGUCGUCAAUGCACGAUUUUCUCUCCUUACGGUGAGCUGCGCCAACGGAGAGAUCCUAGUCUACACAGCCAAGGACUACCUGGGCAAUGUUCCUCUGUCGCACAAGCUGCAGCUCCCGGCCUCACCAGCCACUACGGGUAGCGUUACGUUUAUGAGCUAUUCUCCGGACGGGUAUUGCCUGUUCGCCGGUUAUGAGCAUGGUUGGACAACCUGGAGCGUUUUCGGAAAGUCCGGAGAGAGCAGCUUUACGGCAGACCGGUCUCUUGCCGACUCGAACGGCGAGAACUGGGUGACGGGCACCUCAUAUGGUUGUUGGAUUGGUGGUGGUUCUGAAAUCAUCCUUACAGGCCGUAAUGAUCGUUGCUUGUGGAUUCUGGAAACAGCACGGAGCGCUCUCACGGGUUGUUAUUCCUCUGCGAAUCUUGCUAGGGGUUUGCUGCAGACUGGGACCGAAGUCAUCCUCUAUCGUGGCCACGAUCUACCGGACCUGAUGACUAUCUCGGGGAAGGACUCGCUAUGGCAUCAUGCCCAAUAUCCCCCGAGUUACCUUCAUUCGCAGUGGCCAAUACGCUCGAGCGUUGUCUCGCAGGAUGGGAAAUACGUUGCCAUCGCGGGCAGACGAGGGCUUGCGCAUUACAGUGUCAACAGUGGCCGUUGGAAAGUGUUUGAAGAUCCUAAAAUAGAGAACUCUUUUGCGGUACGAGGCGGCAUGUGCUGGUACGGACACAUCCUCAUUGCCGCCAUUGACAAUGAUGGAUCUUACGAGCUGCGACUGUACUCGCGAGAACUGCCACUCAACAAUCAAUCCAUCCUACACAUAGAAUACCUACCUUCGCCCGUGGUCUUUGUCGGCGCAUCGGGCGAGGACUCUUUGCUCGUUUAUACCUACGAUAAUAUCCUUUAUCACUAUAUCAUUAAUUCAGCUCACUCCCGAAUAACGUUGGUGCCCGUGGGGCAGAUAGCAUUUCAUGGGAUUGUGCGCGCGCCGACCCGGGUCCGGGCAAUCAGUUGGAUUUUGCCUGAGGACCAGAUGCGGAAUGGCGACCCAUCCCAGGAUGUCAAGGUGGCAUCUGUGCUUCUCUUGGUCGAUGGCAACUUAGUCCUGCUGCAGCCAUCGUUCUCGGAGAGUGGCGAACUGAAAUACGACAUGCGAGUGGUAUCCCAUGACGUGGAGUACUAUAUCCUGAUGCGAGAUCAAUUGUCGUUUAACUUCGCUCCCGUCGACGAGUCUCUUCCGGCCAGUCCGUCGGCCGAGAUGGCCUUGAAUAUGUAUCGCAGUGACUUCUCCUUAAGGGAUUCGCUGUGGACAUUUUGUGGGAAAGAGCUCCUUGCAUGGGGCGAUGUACAGGAUGUCCUACAGCGGGAAGGUGUAUCCAGACCACUUGAAGUGCCUCUGGACUUUUACCCGCUGUCCGUCCUUCUAAACAAGGGAAUUGUGCUUGGUGUAGAAGCGGAGAUGACCCAGCGGCGCGAUGUCACAUUUUCCGUGCUCAAAUUCGCCAUUCGUACACAUCUCUUCCUGCCGUACUUCCUGCAACAUAGCCUGACACAAGGGGACAUGCCUGCCGCGCUGUCAUUGUGUCAGCAUUUCUCCCAUUUAUCCUACUUCCCGCAUGCACUCGAAAUCCUUCUUCACCACGUGUUGGACGAUGAGGUCGAUAAUCAAAGCAAGGAUAGCAAGAUUGACGACUCGGCACCGAAACACGAACCGCUGCUGCCGAUCGUGAUUUCGUUCCUACAAGCAUCGCUGCCGACCAAGGUGUAUCUGGAUGUUGUCGUGCAAUGCACCCGCAAGACGGAGCUGCGCUCGUGGCGCACCUUGUUCACAUAUCUUCCCUCGCCGAAAGACCUAUUCGAGCAGGCUCUCAAGCUCGGGUCGCUCAAGACGGCCGUGGGCUAUCUCCUGGUGCUGCAGGCGUUUGAGGACGACGCGGACGACCACGACGCGCCGAUCGAGGACUACGUGGUCCGGCUGAUGUACCUGGCAUCGAAGAAGAGCGACUGGGAUCUGUGCGCGGAACUGGCGCGGUUCCUGAUUGCGUUGGAUGAGACGGGGGAGAUGUUGCAACGGGCGGUGAGCCGCGCCGGCCUGAGGGACGGAGGGCUGCCGGGGAUGGGGAUGAAUGGGUCGAGCACGAGCGUGAAGGGGCUGGGGCUGGCGAUGCGAACGCCGUCGUGGUCCUCGUUGUCGCCGACGUCGCCGCUGUCACCGCGUCCUCCCGAGUUAGAGUGAUUUGAGAAGUAAUAUAUAAUGCUUGCUUGCGUACUUGCUUGAGCCUUUUAAAAAUCCGUGCACAUACAAGAGUGGGGAUGAACAUGGCAGUUAAAAUCAAUACAAUCCAUUAAGCUUGCUAAGCAAUGGUAUCAAGACGAGUACUAAGCAGAUAAAACCAACCAAACCAAGAAGAUAGUACUAGUUCACCGGAGGGCUUUCUUC
This is a messenger RNA of Aspergillus saccharolyticus JOP 1030-1, 3498 nucleotides long. RefSeq names its product RIC1-domain-containing protein. The coding region runs from base 178 to 3294 and encodes 1038 amino acids. Gene Ontology annotation, molecular function: protein binding. The transcript is spliced from 5 exons. Gene Ontology annotation, cellular component: cytosol; Ric1-Rgp1 guanyl-nucleotide exchange factor complex; Golgi membrane. The record is from RefSeq and is a predicted model, not a curated record. Gene Ontology annotation, biological process: retrograde transport, endosome to Golgi; intracellular protein transport. NCBI's taxonomy places the organism in Eukaryota, Fungi, Ascomycota, Eurotiomycetes, Eurotiales, Aspergillaceae.